Molecule: messenger RNA, 1789 nt
Organism: Contarinia nasturtii (swede midge)
Lineage: Eukaryota; Metazoa; Arthropoda; Insecta; Diptera; Cecidomyiidae
Gene: Ctns
Product: cystinosin homolog
Exons: 10
Coding region: 465-1649 (394 amino acids)
Biological process (GO): L-cystine transport
Cellular component (GO): lysosomal membrane
Molecular function (GO): L-cystine transmembrane transporter activity
Source: RefSeq, a predicted model, not a curated record
CAAAGUUCAAAAGUUUAUCGUGCUAUGUUUGGAAAAAGUGAUUAAAGCAGGUAGAAUAUCACCAUGGAAUUGGUUCGAAAUAAUUAGGUAUUGAAUAUGUGCGUAAGACUGGCUAUAAUAAGCCAUUUUCAGUUCAAUGUCUUUGAUACUUACAGCCUACACAAUACGGUCAACAAGUUAAAUAUAAAUUGGACGUAAAUCGAAACAAAAGCCCAAAUUCUAAAAUUUGAAUUAAUUUCAGAAAUCGACUUUGUUUUGGAGAUAACCGCUCAAAAUCUGUUUAAUUAAUGUUCAGUGUAUUUCUAGUUAAUUAUUUCGAAUUGUUUAAGUUAAGACAUUCCCCUUGAAACGUGAAAUAUACUGCCCAGGAAAUGGGCUACUAUACACAUAUAAAGAUAUUUGAAACGUGAAUUUCAUAAAAACCAGUUGACCAAUCUGCAUCAUAUUACAAUAAUUUUAUUGCAAUGGAACUAUCGCAACGUACGGUCAUUGCAUUUUUACUGACCAUCGCAUUAUUGUCGUCUCAUCAUCUAGCCGAGUGUCAGAAAAAGAAUGCAACAAUAAAUAUAUCAACACAUGAUGCGCUUGUCGUCGUCGAACAGUUCGAAACAUUUGCAGUUCAAUUGAAUGGCCUCAUCGAUAAAGAAGUUAAUGUAACACUUAAAGUGUCACACGAAGGAUUAGUACAACUCGAACCGAAAGUGUUAAAAUUUGGUCCGAAUUCUGGUGGCUUAGCAAAUGUCAAGAUAAUUGGACAAUCGGCGGGACACGUUGAAAUCACAGCCAGCGCAAAGCCAGACGAUGCCAUUGAUACGGAGAAUCUCUUCGUUCGUGUUGUGGUGGCUGUUUCAACUGAUUUGAUAACGAUUUCAUCAGCCAUUGGUUGGUGCUAUUUUGUGGCGUGGUCAGUGUCAUUCUAUCCACAGAUUUACACCAAUUUCAAACGAAAAAGUGUAGUCGGAUUGAAUUUUGACUUUCUAUCACUGAACAUUGUCGGUUUUAUUUUGUAUGGUAUGUUUAACAUUGGACUGUAUUUGGUGCCGGAAAUUCAGGAUGAAUAUGCUCGACGCUUUCCACGCGGUUUGAAUCCAGUACAAUUGAAUGAUGUUUUUUUCGCAUGUCAUGCCGUAUUCGCCACUCUUAUCACAAUCUUUCAGUGUUUCGCUUACGAAAGAGCUGAUCAGCGUGUUUCGAUGGUUGGUCGAUCACUUUUGUCAUUGUUUGCUGUAUGCGGAGUUCUCUCAGCGGUGCUAGCUACAGUAAAAAUUAUACAUUGGUUGGACUUUUUGUAUAUUUGCAGUUACAUUAAACUAACGAUCACACUCAUCAAAUAUUUACCACAAGCGUACAUGAACUACCAAAGAAAAAGUACGAUUGGUUGGUCGAUCGGAAAUGUUUUGCUCGAUUUUACGGGAGGCACUUUGAGUAUGCUGCAAAUGAUGUUAAAUGCACACAAUUAUGAUGACUGGGUAUCAAUUUUCGGCGAUCCAACCAAAUUUGGGCUUGGACUAUUUUCUGUGAUGUUUGAUAUUCUAUUCUUGUUACAGCAUUAUGUUUUCUAUAGAAAUCUAGCUCCAUAUACGGAAAUAGUUGGCGAAAACCAUGAGCCAACGGAAAUUACGGAAGAAAAUGAUGAAGUGUCAAGCUAAACGGGCGAGCUGUAUUCAACGUUCGAUGCGAACUUUCGCUGGAGUUACCUAAAAAAACUAUUUUUAAGCUUUUGUUCAGACACUAUCUUUUGUUCGAAUAAAGACUGAAUUAUUAAAAAAACUACUUAAACUCAUCAUGA